Messenger RNA from Colletotrichum abscissum, 468 nucleotides. RefSeq lists its product as uncharacterized. The transcript has 2 exons. The record is from RefSeq and is a predicted model, not a curated record. The coding region runs from base 1 to 468 and encodes 155 amino acids. Lineage: Eukaryota; Fungi; Ascomycota; Sordariomycetes; Glomerellales; Glomerellaceae.
AUGAAGCCUACACUCUGCAUCGCAGCCUUUGCUGGCAUGGUCAACAUUGCGGCUGCCGCAAGCCCUCCUGCCUGCCUUCUCGCGGCCGUUGGCCAGCAGCCCAAGGUCUCUUCGAUCGAUGACAUGUGCACCGACUUCAUGUCGGCCAUGCUUGGCAACUUGACCAGCGUUUGCCAGGGCGACAACCUCAAGGAGGCCUACAAGUCUUACGCAUCUACGUGCGCUGAAAUCGGCGUCAAGGUUGCUGACCUGCCCUCGGCCUCUACUACGAGCGCCACCCCUGCCUCGACCCCGGAGGCUCCAGGUAGCCCCGACCCUGAUGCUACCUCAGCGCCGUCGUCAGCCACUCCGACCGAUGGCCCCCAAGAGUCCAAGCCCAGCGCUGCUGGUGCUAUUGCUCCUCAUGCCGUUCUCUUCACUGUGCUUGGUCUUUCUGCAACUGGCCUCGUCAGCAUAGUAUUCCUGUAG